Amaranthus tricolor (Joseph's coat) is the source of this 1142-nucleotide messenger RNA. Its product is annotated as probable glutathione S-transferase parA. Gene Ontology annotation, biological process: glutathione metabolic process. The record is from RefSeq and is a predicted model, not a curated record. NCBI's taxonomy places the organism in Eukaryota, Viridiplantae, Streptophyta, Magnoliopsida, Caryophyllales, Amaranthaceae. Gene Ontology annotation, cellular component: cytoplasm. Bases 162 to 845 code for a protein of 227 amino acids. Gene Ontology annotation, molecular function: glutathione transferase activity. The transcript is spliced from 2 exons.
CACAACAUUUAUUGACUAAGAUUCCCCCAAACUACAUAACUAAACUAAACAUCUUGUUAUUAUUUAUAAUUUUAUAUAUAUCCCAUAAUCCAAUCCUUAAUCUCACUACUCAAUUAGCUCAUAAUAAUUAAUUUUUGUUGUAAUAGAUCAUCAAAAAACAGAUGGCAGAUAAUGAUGAUAAAAUAAUACUGCUGGAUGUUUGGGCAAGUAUGUUUGCUAUAAGAGUUAGGAUAGCAUUAGCUGAGAAAGGCAUAACUAAUUAUGAAUCCAAAGAGGAAGAUCUUUUUAAUCACAACAAAAGUCCAUUGCUACUUGAAAUGAACCCGGUUCAUAAAAAAAUUCCGGUUCUUAUUCAUAAUGGAAAGCCAAUUUGUGAGUCUUUGAUAAUUGUUGAGUAUAUUGAUGAAGUUUGGAAGGGGCACUCUCGUUUUAUGUCUACUGAUCCUUAUUACAACUCACAAUCAAGAUUUUGGGCUGAUUUUGUUGAUAAAAAGAUAUAUCCACCAAGUAAUAGAAUAUGGCGAGCAAAAGAAAGCACAGAAAGAGAGACAGCUAAAAAGGAGUUCAUAGAAAAUCUGAAGAAAAUGGAGCAACAAUUGGGAGAUAAAUGUUACUUUGGAGGUGACACCUUUGGAUUGGUAGACAUUGCGCUUAUUCCAUUUUACAGUUGGUUUCAUACAUAUGAAACUUGUGGAAAUUUCAGUAUAGCGGAUGAGUGUCCAAAUAUCAUAGAAUGGGCCAAAAGAUGUGCUCAAAGAGAGGCUGUUCAUAAGUCUCUUCCUGAUAUGCACAAGGUUUAUGAACAAGCUUUGGUUUAUAAGAUGCAUCGUCUUGGAAUCCACUAAUUUAUACACUAUGCUCAUUAAAGUAUUUAAUAAUGUAUUCUUAAUUAAUAAGUGAUGGAGUAGUUUUGAUUGUAUUGGUGUAGUAAUUUAGUUUUGAUUUUUUAUUGGUGAAGUAUUUUAUAAGUAUUGAGAGCAUCACGUUUAUUAGUUUUAAUAUAUAUUUUUCAAAUAUUAAUUUUUUUUAUAAAUUUAGAAAUUUACUUUUAAAGUUAUUUGAUACUUAAGUGUAUGUUGAAAUUUGCGGAAAAAAAAUUAAAUGGGAAGGACAAAAAAGAAGAAAGCGGUAAAGUUAUUUCA